Molecule: messenger RNA, 15772 nt
Organism: Megalopta genalis
Lineage: Eukaryota; Metazoa; Arthropoda; Insecta; Hymenoptera; Halictidae
Source: RefSeq, a predicted model, not a curated record
GCCGCGUUACGAGUCGGCCAGCAGCCCCGGUCGCGGCAUCUCGCGAAUUUUCGCCGGUGUGUGUUCCUCUCCGGCCGCGUCCCGCAGCCAGUGUCCCGGCGUAUCUCGCGCGAGCGAGACCCCCGAAGUUGUGUUUCCCUUGUGUUCUUCCUGUUACGCGCACAUGCAUACGUCCGCGUCCACGUCCGCGUACAUUCCGGGUGCGAAGUUGUCUCGGGAGCGGCUCGGGAUGACGCGACCCGGCCGACGAGCGCUCCCCGAGCCUGUGCAUCGACAGUGAGAGAGCAGCCAGAGCCUGCAUUUUCGCGGCGCCGAUCGAUUCUUUUCGACAAUUAGCGGUGUGCGGCUUCUCGGUGAAGGGCAUCGACCCCCUGCCCUGCCUCGGCUUCCUUCUUCCGGGACGAUCCCGCCCCUGAGAGACGCCUCGUGCUUCACGUGCGCGGCCAGCCUGCCGGCGAACGCCUCGCUCUCUUUCCUUUCCGGAGAGAGAUGAGGCAGUUUCGGCUUUUCCGCGAGAGGAUAGAGCGAGAGGAUCCUUCGGCGAUGUGGGAUCUCGAUUAUCAGAGGAAAAAAGGAGGACGUAGAAUUCCGUAUCGCCGAAUUUCGCCGAAUUGAAAACUGGGAAUUUGCUAAGGCUCGACUCGCGAAGAUGCGUCUGUUCCUCUUCUCCGAGAAGUCAGCUCGCCGCUCGCACGAUGCGGAAGCAUCUCGCGAGAAAUCGAGACGAAAUAGUUGGAUGCGUGCCUCGCGCGCCUCUAACCACGAGUAACGCUUGAAUGAACGUGACAGGUGUUUUGUCGCGAGUGAAUCUGCGUGUGCCCCGUGAGCUUCGAUCAAUGUGCGACACCCGCCGUCAACAUGUUCACGUGCCUCUGGAAUUUCUUCGACUGGCUCGACCAGCCGGUGACCAGCUCGACGUCCGGAAUGGACAGCAAAAAGGUUGUCCAGGCGGCGCCACUUCCCGUGCCUGUGCAGGUGCGCAGCAAGAACGAUGGCUCGGGGGUGGUGGCGGCGUCGGUGUCGGGCGUUCGCAGACGAAGCGGCUCGCAGGGUUUGCGAUCGCCGGCCGCGAAGAGGCCACUCUCAGCCCCGGUCGCCCUUCAGGGCUGGCUACACAAACAGGGCUCCGAGGGUCUCAUGCUCUGGAAGAAACGGUGGUUCGUCCUCUCCGAGUACUGCCUCUUUUAUUACAAAGGUCCGGAAGAGGAGAAGCUGCUCGGCUCGAUACUGCUGCCGUCGUACCGGGUCACCGUCUGCAAGCCCGAGGACAAGGUUAACAGAAAGUUCGCGUUCAAAGCUGAGCACGCGAACAUGAGGACCUACCACUUCGCGGCGGACAGCCGCGAGAGCAUGAACCAGUGGGUGAACGCGUUGACUCUGGCAACGCUCCUCCAGGACCCCAAUCCCGGCGCCGGCGAGGCAGCAGUGGUGAUCGAGAUCGCCGGCCAGCAAGACGGCGAACGCAGCGCACGUCCGAGCGUCUCGUCGAUCUCCUCGAUUCUAAAUCAGAGCGCGGACGACAGCGACUCCGGUUUCCACGGUUUCCAAUCUCGCGACGAGCCCAGCCACGCUUCCAACAACAACUCCAGCCCGAACAGCGUGAACACCGCCUCGUUCCCGAACCUCAGUGGCAGCAACAAUUCGAACACCAACAACGGGAACAACAAUGUGAACAACAACAGUGGCGCCACGGUGAACGCUGUGAACAAUAAUAUCAACGAGGCUGUUCAGCCUCUGGUGAACGGUUGGAUCCAGCAACAGUCGCAGUACGGGCAGCCUGGAACGUCCCAGCACCAGCAACAACAACAGUAUGGCACGCUGAUGCAGUCUGGACAGCAGAUGCAACAGGUCUAUCCACACCAGGCCAUAAUGCACCAGCACAUGUCCCACCAGAACGCGGUGCAGGCCCAUCAUCAACAGGUACACCAACAGAAGUUCCAGCAGCAGCAACAGCAGCAGCAGCAGCAGCAACAGACCCAAUCGCCAGUAACUGUACAAACGGUUCAACCGAUGCCGAGGAAGUUCGGUCAGCCUAUUUACGCGAACGCUCCGCCGAAACCAAGGCGAUUAACGGACGGUUCGACCGAAUAUUCAACACCAUCGCCGGAUCCUGACUACCGGAAAUCGCCAGUGUCGCCGGACGUUACCGUGACCAGCAAAAGCCCGAUGUCCGACUACGAUAGAAGUAGCAUGAUCUACGGGACGAGGAUGAGUCAGCCGAGCCAGCAGAGCCUCAGGACCGAUAAGUCGGGUUUGACUUAUGGCUACACUCAGGUGCAGACUGAAAGACGCACGCCGGAUACUUAUGGUCGUAGCGCGGCGAAACCUAGGUCUUCUAGAGGCAACGGUGACUACGAGGAAGUUUAUGGGGCCCCGCAGCUUUAUCAGAGACCGGCCGGACCCGUGGGAUACUCGAAGGGAGCUUCACCGGCGCCUAUUCCCAUCCCCCUUUACGCUCAGCAGCAUCAACAGUAUCAGCAGCACCAGCAGCAGAUGCUGUCGCCGGCUGCCACCGCUAAUAUGCCCAUUAUGAGGCAACCCCGUGCUCAACCACCGCCGCGACCUCACAGCGCCGAUUUCUUGGAGUACGAAGCAACGAGAAGGCCUCAGCAACAAAUGCCAACCCACUGCGACGACGCGCUGAGCCAGCAGAGGCGUCCGCAGAGGCCUAAGUCGAGUUUAGACAUAGUAACCCCAUCCGACGCCGUCAGCGACGGAUAUUUCUACUCCGAAGAACGAUACGCGGCCCAGAUGCGGCAGUCGGCGGUUUAUCUACACCAGGCGCCGCAGCACCACCAGCAACAAAGGAACCAAUCGCUUUCACGGGCGACAAUGCCGGCGAAGCUAACGGGAGUCCGCGACAGGGCCGACGAAAGUAGGAUAGCCACGUUGCCGGAGGCUUCGUGCUCCGGGCUGAGACGGGGACAACGCGAGCACGUCCAUCAGCAGCACGUGAUGUCGCAUCAGUCGUUGCAGAGGCACACCGAGGUGAACAGCAGCGAGGCGAAGCUGAGGAGGUCCUUGCGCGAGAAGAGCUACGAGCCGAGUAGCCGGGAGUUGGUGAAUCACGUCGAGGACGGGACGGUGCCGCGAAGAAUUCCACGGGAGUACGAAGGGUGGGGCAGGCCGGCAAGUCACGCGAGUCACACGAGUCACACGAGUCAGGGGACUCACGUGGCUCAGACGUGUCACGCGCCUCGCGCCGCUGCCCGCCGAUGGAACGACCAGCAACAGUUCUGCAGGUCCGCGUCCGCGAGACUUCCGAGGACCCGGCACCCUGCUGCCCUCGACCAGGACGAAGACGACUACGCCGAACGAUCCUCCGAGCAGGACUCGAGAGACGGUGAACGCAAGAUCCAGCAGCGCGAGGAGUCGAUGAAGCGGCUGCUGGAGUGGAAGCAGCGGAUGCUGCAGUCGCCCCUAACCCGGAAACCAUCCGCCUCUGCGACCAGAGGCAGGGCACAGAACGAGUUGUCGAGCUACUACAAGCAACAGGCGCUGCUGGAGCUUGCCGCCCACGAGGCGUCGGUCGCGGAGGGCCGUCACUCGAGGCGCCGGGACGACGGUCACCGUCCUCACGUACGCAGCAAGAGCACCGACGGAAGGCGCACCGUCGCGAACGUUUCUCGGUACAACAGCUACUCCAGCGACGACGAAGAGCUGGGCGAUGUCCAGAGGAAACGCACGCGCAGACCCUCGCAUGCAGGAAGGAGCCCCCGGCAGGUGGGAGACGGUCGUUCAUCGGUGCUCGCGGGCGAAGAGGGCGUGUCGGGGGCGGGCCGACAGACGAUGAGCGCUCCUCGAGGCCCGGCCGACAGGAAACCGAGCCCCUCCCAGUUCCCGAAUCUGGGCGGGAUUCCGCCCGACGCCGGCUACGAGGAGGUCAACUUCCCCUCCGCUCAAAGGGCGGAGCGAUCCUGCCCUACCGAGAGAUCGAGAAAUCCAGGAGGACUAAUGAACAUGGACCAGGAACUCGAGACCUCGUUCGACGACGGAUUGAAGAAGAGACCGUCCGGAAUCUUGAAGACGUCGACUGCCUACGGUACCGACGAGAUCACGAAGAAAACCGUGGUGCCGAACACGGGAUACGCGACCGAGUCUUGGCCCUCGCAGAAGACGGUCCAGUGGAUCACGAAGAGGGAGAGCGGACUGGAAGACUGGGACUCGAACAUCGACGAGAGCAAGGUGAUCAAGGAGUUCUCCUAUCAAUACAUCAGGCCCAGAGAAGGGGCGGAGUCGAGGGAGGCGGAAUGUAGGUGGAUGGAGUCGCGGGAGGCGGAACCACCGGAGCCUAGGAACCUGGUGCAGUGCAGAAUCAGAUCGUUUGAAUUGAGCAUGGAUAGCUCAACGCCGGUAAAGGAAGUGCUGGCCAUGCAGGAGCCACUGAAGGUGUCUCCGUUGCAAACCACGGAAGCAUUUGUAUCGAGGCUAGACUCUGGGAAGAAGCAUCCUUCGAGCAUCCGAAACUUUGCUCUGGGAGAGGCGGAGCCUCCGGAGUCGAAAGGGCGUGGCGUCAGGGACGGCCACGCCAAGCAGGCGUCCACCGACAGCAACAAGUCGGUGAAGGACCUGCUGGCCGACUUUGAGAGGAAGUCUCAGCAGGUUCAGAGGCAGGAGUAUAAUAGGCGGCAGGAGGUGAAGCAUCGGGGAGUGUUCAGCGACUCGGAGGCGUUGCUGUAUGACACCGGCAGCGAUCUCGACCAACGAGACAAGAGCGAGGAAGGGGAGGUGCGUGCCGAGGAGGCGGAGCUCGAGGUGGAUCAGGUAGUACCCGUGGUUGUAGACGAAGACAAGUUUUACUGCGAUGGGGUGAAGAAGAAGGGGGACGCCUCGUUUCGAAGAAAGAAGAGACCCGUAUCGAGGGAAAGCAUCACGUCCCAAGACGAGCGAGCCAGGUCUCCCGAAGACCUGGAGGCGGAGCCGAACUUCAGUUGCAAUAGAUUGAGCGUCACAGAAUCCUUGCUCACCCAUGGUGAUCAGUUUUCUGGAGAGAGUGGUGAGGACAGUUCAGAAAUGAAGCAGGAGGACAUCUGCCCCGAAGAGCAUUAUCUGCCUAUGUCGCCUAGGAAGUCUAUCCUGGACCCCAACUGCGACGAUCGACCGAACCCGAAGAUGAUGGAGAGUCUGUUCGCUAAUCUAGGCCACGAGGAGAGCUCUUACGUAGAAAUGGCGCAAAAUGGCAUCGCUAGGUCACUGUUAGCGCCGAAUGAUGACAAUAGGAAACUGGACUCUGGCGAAUAUUCGACUUUGGACACGCCCCAUUACGAGUUCGUCUGCGUGUCCGACAGCAAAAUGGAGCCGGUCUACAUGGAGGUCAGUCAGUUAUCGGAGAAGGACGAGCAAGAAGGCAGCAAUGUGUCCCUGAAAAAGAGGACGUCUCACGAGGACUCUAUGCACUCAAGAUCAGACCUGCCAGACAUUCUAACCACUCUAAAGACGGAUAGCUCCGAUGCUGACGACGAGUCGUCGAAAGAUUUGGACUCCAUCGAUGCACCUAGGCAUCCUAGAUUCAGCCUGUCCGACACCUUCAGGCCGGCCUCAUACUAUCUGGGUGCCAGUCGAACGAUGAUUGCGGAGCUGCACGAUUCUUCCGACAGCGAGCUGGUGUCUCCGCCUCCAAUCCCCACUUCUCCACCUCCGCUGGAUGAUUUAGAUUCUCUGGACCUGCAGGAGACGAUGGAGAUAAAGAAAAUAUCCUCGCAAGUGAAAAAGGAUAGUGGCUCGAACAGGGACUCCCCUAAGUCAUGGAACAAGCCGAUGGGCCAGGUGGAGACCCAUAGGAGUCCUUCAAGGUUUUCUGACGCCACAAUUAGUUCCACGUUUAGAGACAGUCGAAUAUCCUUGGAGAGCGCGUCAGGUAGCGACUCCGUCGAUUUGAGAACUCCUGAAGAGGAAGCUAGACACAGGCAGCUAAAGACCAGGCCUGUCAGCGAAGUCUGCGAGGUCCUGGACAGCUUGGACGAACUGGAAUCGCUGGGCAGCCGAUUCGAUGGGGCCAGCAUCGACCUGGACCAAUACCUGGAGGAGCUCCAAGCCCGCGACGCCUUCAACGUGGAUCUGUACGCGAAGGAUCUCAGCUACAACAGCAUCUACGGCUUCAACGAGAACAUGAUGGUGGUGGACAAGCUCCAGAAGACUACCUGUCACGACCUCACAAGACAAUCAAACCUAGGCAGCCUCGACCAAUCGUUGCGCUACGACACUAGCAAGAUGGGCUCUGCCAGCAGCCUACCUUCUAUGAGAGUCUGCGACGUCCCGCCCUCCCAUCAACACUCGCAGUCGUUCACAGGGGACGCCCACUACGAGAACAUCACAAGCUUCUCCCCGCUGAGGAUAUCUCCAGCUAUUCGGUCCGAUAAUGAACAAGUCAGAGACAGGUUGCACAGAACUUCCCAGAACAACCUUAUGUCGGCGUCGCACAGCAGGGACUCCAGCUACUCUGUGGGCGUGGCUUCGAUCUCCACCUCCAUGGCCUGCCAGCGACCUGCCAGCGCACAAUCCUCAAGCAUGCACUCGCCCACGGGUGUCAACCUGCUGGCCAACGUCCUGCGAACAGCCAGUCCCUUCUCGGAUCGCUUCCAGAGCCACUCGAGGUCUGCCAGUCAAGACUCCGCUCGUUAUUCCAUGAUCUCGAACCACAGGUCCUCGUCUAGCCAGGACUCCAGCCAUUACCCCGUUUCCGCGGCCACGCCCAAGCCUAACCCCGCCCCCCAGUCCUACCUACCAAGCGAAACGCGUGCUCAAAACGAAUCCGGAGCUCCCUACUACUACUCCGACCUUCAGGCCAGUGCCAGUGCCGCCGACAUAGAGGCUGCCAAGCCGAUAGGCCACACUUCUCGUCUUCCUCAGCUAAAUAAUCAACGCGACGACGCAGCUACUGCCUUGAACAAGCGCAACGACAUCGGACGCAUCGUCAACCCCAUCGCAAGACAGUUGCCUAGGCAGAUCCAGGUGGAGGAUAUCGACGAAGCCCGCCGCAUAGCUGCCGAGCUUCGAAAGACGACCUGCCAGCUGCUGGCGGAGAACAAGGUGGACUUGGUGGACAAGAAGAAUUUCUACGAAGCGGACACCUUGAGGAGGGUGAAGUCGACCGAUCCUCUGCCCGAUAUAUCCUCUCCGGAGAUCAACACCAGAAACCUGUAUCCUCACGGACUCAGAGACAAAUCGAGCGAUCAGAACAAUAGGGAGACUUACGAGCUGGCGCAAAGUUCGCAUAGAAGGUCGAGAUCGCUGGAAGGUCUGCUGGACGACGUUGGCCUGCAGAACCUGGUAGAGCAGAGGAACAGGAGCAACAGGGUAGCGACUGUGCAGCCGACGCAGAUCGAGGAGAGACAGCAGAGCGUCAGCAAUAUAGCCUCCGGUAGCAACUUCAGCGCGGAGGAUCCUUGGGAACAGGAUUCCUUGUGGCGAGAGAGCCUGAGACGCGUGAGCCUGAGGAAUGCCAGGUCCUUGGACAACCUGGACAGCCCGCCCAGACCAACCGCAUCCUCUUCCGACGCUAAAGGCAGGAACAAAGUCACCCGGGGCGCCACCUACGUGAACGAUAGCGUGAUCAGGCGGGAGAUCCUCUCGGAGGAGAGCUGCGAUAGGCCCCGGGUGAAGCGGAGGGCCAACAAGGAGGACGCGGUGGACGACUUGACCUACGAGAGCCUGUCCAUGGAUAGGAUCCACGCCGGCGGCUACGUCUGGGACCCUCAGAACGAGGCCUACAGGAAAGCCAGCGUCGAGGAUGCGAAUCAUUUUUUAGAGGAGGGCAACCUUCCCCCGGGCCGGCCGAGCUCGGGGGCGGGGCCAGCGUCGGGCUCCGCCUCCGGGCCGUUCGAGCUCGACCGCGAGAAGCUACGCCAGUGGGACCUGUUGUCGAGCGCCUGCUUGCUCCAGGAACAGCAGCGCGGCUCGAUGGCGGACUCGGGGCGAGGGUUGCCUGCCACCCCGGCGGCCCAAGAACGACCUGGAGGCGUUCUAGGUCUACGGAACAGCGGUCGCGCGACGACUGGUGGCGACACCAUCGCCGGGAGCAUCCUGCCGGCUGCUGGCACGAUCGCGGAGAAGGCCGCGGCGAUCGACAGCACCGGCAUCACCGAGGCGAUCAAGAGGCAGGAGCUGAUCGAGACCAAGCAGGCUUGUAACAGGGCUACAGCUUCCGGAUCCGGGUCGGUGAUAGGGAGGGACCCGCUCCCGCCGAGGGCAGUCAGCACGUCGCAGCUGGCACAGAAAACACAGUCGCUGUCGCAGGCACAGUCGCUGUCGCAGACGCAGGUACCGGUGCAGGUACAGGCGCAGACACAGGCGCAGACACUGCCGCCGGCACCGACCGGCGUGUCAACCCUUCCUCUGUCGAGGGGCAACGCCUCGCACAGGCAACCCCUUCCGCUCCAUCAGUCCACCCCUCAGUCGGUCAGGCAGUCGGACAACGAUAUAGCCGUCAACUCGCAGAUCCUCAGGGCCGCCAGCAUCGCGGACAUCGGCACCAGCUCGCCCUCCAUGUUGAACAGCAGCGAAGGGAACCUGAAGGACCUGAGGCUAACAUCUCCAGGCGGUCAUUCCACUCAGCGACUGAUCAGCCCGGCUGGACCUCUAAGGGUUGUUUCUUUGAACGACCAUCGAGUCUCCAGCCCUAGCGACAGUGACAUAAGAGUUCAUAGUCCAAUCGAGAGGAAAAUGGUGAGCCCGAUCGGGCGCGAGGUGGACCGCGGCGGAGGCCCAAUGGCUCGGCAAAACCACCGCGGUGCAUGGGAGUGCAACGAGCUGCUGCAUAAAAGGAGCAAUGUGGUCGCCGGGUCCCAUCGAGCGGAGACCUUGAAGCUGACGCAGCCAGGGGCCCAGGGCCUUGUCCGUGUAUCCGCCGGCGAACUCCUCGGCAGGACCCACGAGGAGCUGGUCCUCCUGCUGAUCCAGCUGCGCCGGCAGAACGCCACUAUCUACAAAGCGAUGGAACACUGCCACAUGGAGAUCGAGGCUCAGGCUAGAUUGGCCGAGCUCGAUACCCCCAGACGAUUGGAGAAUCUUCAGAAGCUGGAGGAACUGAAGAAGCACCUGAUGGAUCUCGAGAAGCAGUACGAGAAGGGCAAACCUCUGGUGAACCUGGUCGACAACAUGGUGAAGUUGGGUUCCCUUUACAAUCGCAACACUGCCAACGGGACCAGCAGUGUCACGGGUUCGCGACACGACCUGAUGCACGACAAUUCCAGGGACCAUCGACUGGAGUUCAACCAGAAGGUGCAGGAACAACGAUUAUUGGCCGAGGAGCGACGAGACUGGGACAGACUCAGCCCUGAUCACGGACAAUUACAGGCCAAGGUGCAGCAGCUCUACAAGCUGGAUCGACUGCUCCAGGAAGAAUCCGGAACGCUGCACAGUCUUCAACAGGACAAGGAGAUCCUGGAGAAAGCGCUCGGCGGCCUGCGGCACAAGCUGCAGGGCAGCAGGAGCAACCUGGCAGAAGCAGAGAGAUACCGGAAGCAACAGCUGAUGCUGGAACGAGAGCUCAGCAGAGUGAGGGUGUUGCUAGCGCACAAUUCCAAGAUCUGGAAACCGAUUCCUUCGAUUUUUGAGAAAAACGCUAUACCUUCCGACGUAGGAGGUUACCUGAACUACCAUAAGUUCAGAAACUUAGCUAAUAAGGUAGAGCCGGUAUGCUUCCAGAAACUGGAGGAGACGGUCGCGGAGAAUGCGAGGUUGGAGCAGGACCUGGUGGUGCUCAGGCAGAAGCUUCAGGCUUCGAGGAGGUACGCCGGGAACAUGGCCAGAGACACUUCGGCGACGACUGGUCCUCUCGAAGCCGAAUUGAGGAGAGUUCAGCAGCUGGUGGGCGACUUGCAGCGGCAGAGGAAGGAAUUGAGCGUCCAAGUUAGACAAUUAACGGAGAAAUCGCAUAGUCUGGUGCAGCAGAUUAGACCUCAGCCGCCUUCGGCUCCGCAAGUUCACCAGCCGAAGAAGAGGACGCAGAACUCCUGGCUGGAGACUGAUCUUGACUCGGGGAUUACUUUGGACCAUGGUCUGGACUCUCCGUCGAGUCCUGCCCUGUCAUCUUCGCCGCGAGGCAAGCAGAACGGCGUUCACUAUCCUCAGUUCGCGUCACCGACCCUGAUGAAGGAGUCCUCGCCCACGAAUCGCCAGCAGAAUCAUCAACAGAAUCACCAGCAGAAUCAUCAGCAGAACCACCAGCAGAAUCAUCAGCAGAACCAUCAUCAGAGCCAUCAGCAGAACCAUCAGCAGAAUCAUCACCAGAACAAUCAGCCGUAUUCCCAGUCAAUGCAGAAUCAUCAGCCAUUGCAGAACCAUCAACCGUACCCUCCGAUGCAGCAGAACCACAUCUCGACGCUGUCGCCUCAGCUGCGAGAACAAAUCCAGCAACAUCAGCUGAAACAACAGCUGCUGAAGGAUCAGAUGCAGGGCAAGGGAAGUCUGAUGCAGGUGAACGUCGCGCCGUUGUACGUCAACACGGACACCAGGGGUCAAGAUACCAACAAGCACGAUGAAAAGUUGGCUAACGGCACGUCGAUCUCUGCGCCGGAGUACGUACCUCCGCCGCCUCCACCGCCACCCCUGAACGAGGACACGCUUGCCAAUGAUAAUUAUCGUCUGAACGAGGACAACAAGUUCGCCGGCCUGAUACACAACCGUGAGAAACAAGAGAUCAAGACCGUGCGAAUCGUGAAACGGGAAUCGGAGAGACGGCAACGAGAUCGGGGCGAUAGGACCGGAAACAUUGGAAUCCCAUUAACGAACGGCCUGCAAGCGCCUGGGGGUGCGAAACGGCUGUGCGACGAUGAUCUGGGAGGCUCCCAGAAAUUCGAGAAGGCUCAAUUGGGAAGAGUGGUCGAAGAAUCGCCGAUGAUUCACGCGCAGAGCACGGUCCAGCUGACGGAUUUGGACGACGUGCAGUUCCAAAGGAGCAUGUCGCUGCCGAGAGGCUUCGGUGGACAACGGCAGCAGCAGCCUGAGAUUCAUCAGGGUCCGGUGGUGCCUCCGCCGAGGAGCGACAGCAUGCACGCCCUGAGGAGCAUGCUUGCCCGGCGAAACAAAGUCAGGUUCGAAAGUCAGGACGGCAGCUCGGAUAGCACGCUGUCACCGUACACGGAGAGCCUCGGCUCGAGUUCGCACGUUCCAUUGAGCUCGCCAAAUUACUCGACCAGCCCAUCGUACAGCCCGUGCCAUCAGAAUUACUCGCCGAUGAUCCGGUCAGGCCACCAUCAUCAGCAGCCUAAUCACCAACCGCAGCACCAGCAGCAAUAUUAUCCGCAGUACAGACACUACGAUAGCCCUGUGUCCGGGAAAACCGAGAGCCCAUUGGAUCCGGUUAGCCCCGAGCUACCGAUGAAACCGGAAACGCAAGAGAGACCGUUCGGUUCGACCCUGACCGUGAACACCUCGUGCUCGCCGCAGUUGUCGCCGGUGUUCAAGAGCGAGGCUGCUAAGCAGAUCAUCAAGGAGAUGACCGAGAAAAAGGUCGAGGGCCCUAGGAGGAGGCAGAUCCCGCGAGAAAAAAGACGCCAUUAUACCGUAUCCAGUAGCAAACCCGUCCUCGACUUAGAAGACACGUUCUCGAAGAUGGGAAUGGGAAGAGCGAGGGACGAUUUGGAUAUGGAGCGAGCGCUCAGGCCAAGGAUCAAUGCUCCGGAUGUCGUUAGGUCGACGUUGAGUCACAAAGAACUCAAGUACAAUGAGAGCACCAUCGAUCAGCUACUCGGCACCCCGAAUAAGAUCGUCAUUCCUGAGAGAUAUAUUCCUGAGCAGACCCCAGAGUUAUCAGCCGAGGAGCAGGAGCAGCGUCUGAAGAAGGCUGAGGCUAUCAGAAAAAUGCUGUCGGAAACAACUGUCACUGCAUCGGAUGGAAACGACGACAAUAUUAACGUAGAACAAUCAGACAACCUGAAGAGGAAGGUGGUCGAGGAGAAACGUCAGAGGGAUCACAUCCUGCAGCUGAAUCAGAUCCUGGCGAAGCAAGUGAUGGAGAAAAGUAAAAUGGUGGCGGUAAAAGCCCUGGCCACCCUGCCUCUAAAAACCGAAUCGAGCUUAGACGACGAGGACCUGUCGCCAGUGACGCCAUUGCCAAUCUACCAGCAAAGAGAAAAUUACUAUUCGUAAGGUCGAUCACCCUUCGAGAACUAACAAAAAAAAAAUUAAAAAAAAUAAAGAAAAACAUGAAACAACACCGACAACACACUCGGUUACUAUAAGGGAAAAUCCUCUGAAGCACAAAGAAAAUCAACUAACUGCCAGCCCGGAACAACAGAGAAAAACAACCAUCUUUCCUCCAGUCAUCGACGAUCGACGCGCGGUUCAUCGUUAAACGAGCCGCGUUAAAAUCGUGUUAAUUGUUAAGUCGACUUGAUGAGGCGUUUUUUUAUUUGCGUCGAUAUACUGUACAUAAUCAUCGGUUAAUUAGAACUAAUAACGAAAGAAGAGCUAGGCGUAUUCGGUGUCGAACAGAUGUAGUGGUAUACUGUUCAGAAUAGGUGAAAAUACCGACAGAGGAAUUCGUGCCGUUUUUGUACCAUAGGCUUCUAAUUUCUUCUUCUGUAAUUAGUCGGUAAUUUUGGUAUCGAUUUCGUGAACGAGUAGCUGGAUGGACGUUUUAUUGCCGAUUGGACCGGUCGGUUUUUGUAUAAAUAGUUGAGUUGUAUAAAUAACGUAGAAACGGCACGAGUUCUCUGCCCGGGAUAACGAUAAACGGCACCUCGCCAGUCAAAUAAAGGAGCUUCUCAGUUGUCCUAUACGUGUUCUUUUCUUCUCGAACGAUUUCUGGCCCCCGUUCAGUGCAAGCGUGCCUUGGUUCGAUCGAUUUACUGUUUUCUACUCGGAAUUUCGACAAAUUUUACAACAAUCCGCCUUGCACGAUUAUUGCAGCAUUCGAACUUUCGGAUUUUUUUCAGAGCUUUCAACGAAAACAAACGGACGCUACGGACUGAUGAAUUUUUAUAAUAAAAAUGAAGUAGAAACGUUGUCGAUUCCUCUUGAACGGACGAUAAUUCUUCGUUGUUUGCGAUACUAUUCGAUGCUCCGACAGAUCGAAAACUAUGAGUGCUGCGAAACUCGUGCAGCGCGUUAGAUUUCAACUAAAUUAACCAGCGAAUCUAAAAUUUAUCUAUAAAGUCUAAUAAUGUUUUUAUUUCGACUAGGAUAUGAAAUAUCACGUGAGCGAAUGAAGCACAUAGUGUCAUAGAGUUUCUGGCACCGUGUGAAUGAUCACCACGACAGCGACAGCAAGCUCAUUAAAAUUUGCUGAACGUUGUCGCGAAUCGAGAAUUAUUGUUCUCAGCGCUGCUCUGUCUCGUCCUCGCCUCUCGUUGACAGGAAAUGCUUCCAAGAGACUCUGUCGGUAGCGACGACGAUUGAUUGGGGCGCCGAGGCAGCACAAUGAAGCACUAAGAGAUAACGAAUCGCGAAAUUGUUAACCCUUUGACGGCUAGAACCAUCGUGGAAUUACGGUUUAAACUGCUUCGUCUGCAAUUGUAAAUUCCUACUGUAUCAUUCUCGUAACAAAAGUCGGAACAAUACUGAUGUUUAAUUAGAUUGUCCGGAAGGAUUUCGAAGAGUUUGAAUUGCUUUAUUUUUUCGAAUAUUUUAAUGAGUCGAUGUAAGAUUGAUGUUAGAACGUCCGUCAAAGUGUUAACGUUAUAAUUAGAAUCGGUCUCCUUCGCUCGAAAAGGUAUACUUCGAUUAAUGUUUCGAAAAACGUUCGAUAUGUUGUACAUUUGUUUGAGUUUGGAGCAUUAGCGAUCUAAGACGCGACAGAACCGAAAGCUAGGGUAUAAGGUAACGAUAUAAGGUAGGAUAUAAGGUUGCGUUUACGAUAGGUGCUACGAGCUGCGCAACAUAGCGAGACAUUAACAAAGAUUACUGUGGAACUGCGACCGUCGCGAACGUUGAAACGACUGAGACGGACACGAUGUCGCGGCUGCAGACAUCGAUCAAUGAUUUUCUCAUCUCGAGCCCUUGAGAUCCUUGAACAUUCUUCCUUGAACUAUCCUUAAAAUAAUUAUACGUUAAUUAAGUUGAAACAGCAAAUGAUUUCUUCUGUAACCAUUCGAAUCGUUCAUUUAUGGAACGAAAUAACUUCUCGUAUACUCGAGGAACGUCUCCAAAUCAAAUUCAAUUUUAUUCAAAGCUAUUAGCAAAUAAUUUCCAUGUCCUGUGUCAUCAUACAAAUAAGAUAAAUUGUUGGAAAUAAUUUUUUCACAUGUUAUACAGUUCAUUUUUAUUCUGAAUAAAAUUUGCCCAUGUCUGGUGUCUAAUAAAAUUGAAUUGAAAUAAAUCCCAGUCGAUUUCACUGACUUCCACAAAUUCCUUGCUCGUUUAUUUCGUAUAUUCCAAGAUGAACAGAAAACAUGGUCGUUGAUCAAAACCGCAAGAUCGAUUCCAGUUGAACGCAAUCGAUUGUCGUCGAACACUGUCCAACAACUAGCUAAUUCUCAUAGAUCUUGGAGCGCCCCGAAUUCUACCAAAUGCGCGAGAUUCGUUGGACAGUGUAAUCUAAAGAAUUACAUAUAUGUACAUAUAUACAUACUAUACAUAUAUACAAUACACACGCUUUAGAAUCGUCCUGUAAUAGCGUUCCGCAUUGAUUCCCGCUGCACGACGUAACGUUUAACGUAGCGGUGUGUUUCUUACCUUCUGAAGGUCUCUUCUCCUAGGUAAAGUUCGUUGUUCGUUGUAAAAGCGCAAAGGAAGAAGCAGAGGAAACCGCGUUCGUGUCCUGCGGAACAUGGCCGCUGGGCUCACGAACAAACGUCCUUUGAAUCGAGAAUAAUUCAUUAAAUUCAUUACACAAUCCUUGGCAAAUUAUUUUCCAGCAUAAUUUUGCGAAGAGUACAGUCAAACAGAAGUAAAUAGUUCCAACUUGCUGGGGUCUUUGGUGACCCCAGCAAUGUUUCGUGGACCGAGUUUCGAUGUUGGAACUAAUUCGUCCCCAGCAUUUGAACUUUUUAGGAAUCGAAUUCCAUUCAGACGCAUUCGAAUAAGCUCGUAGACCAAUUCUGAAGGGACGCAAUAAUGGCGCAGAAGAAGAAACAGUAUCAUCUCCCAAUAUCAACCAAAAUAAUUAGCGUUUACCGCGUUCGCCGAACCAGCAUGAAUGUUCCGCAGGAUUCAGACUCGUCGGACAGCAUCGAAGAGUGCCAAAUUACAGCCAGCAGCUCGUUCGCGAGACACGCGGCGACUGUUCUCGUCAAUUACAGAUAAGACAAGAAAAGCGAAGAAAACCCGACAGCACAAAACAGUUUAACCGUAAGGAUUGCAAAACGAAGAAAAAUCGUAGCGGCGUUGUGUCGGCCACGAGAACGGUAUCUCGCUAAUCAUGAUAAUUAAGGGUAGGCCCCCGCGCGCGCGUUUCUAAAUCAAUCGAGAGUUCCAGUCAAUCGAUUUCUCGACGUUAGGGAUAAUUUUUUACAAGACGAUCGACGACCGAUCCUCGCGGUCGGAUGAGAAAUCGUCGCGAGGCGGACGAAGGAUCCGAUUCGUUCGCGCGCCCCGUUUUUCACCGUUUCCGUCGCGAAUUCAACGAGAAACAGAGAAAGAGAGUGUGAGAGAGAAAGAGAGAGAGAGAGAGAGAGAGAGAGUCAAUGCUCGAGAAACGACGCUGAUUACUAUCAGGUGUUUAAUGCGGCGAGAACCCCCCUGCGACCCCCUAAAGUGGCCCACGGUGCCUGAGAAAUCGGCGAGAGGGUUGGUUUCCGCGUCGAAACAUUCUUACCGUAAGAGAAACUAACACUGUGGAAACAGGAACUGUUAUUGUUACACGAAUAAAAUAAAAUCCAUAUUACACGAA